Molecule: messenger RNA, 4600 nt
Organism: Drosophila bipectinata
Lineage: Eukaryota; Metazoa; Arthropoda; Insecta; Diptera; Drosophilidae
Gene: dpr9
Product: defective proboscis extension response 9
Biological process (GO): synapse organization
Cellular component (GO): neuron projection membrane
Source: RefSeq, a predicted model, not a curated record
CUGUUUUCAUUUUCGUUCUGCCCACUUGGCCUUUUAUCCCCAGGCAGCUGCCGACCGAAUCCUGCAAUCCUGGAUCGCCGACACCGAACUAAUGAAGAUGAAGUGAUAGCCAGCCGAAAUUGUGUUCGCGCCAAAAUUAAAUAGAAUAUAAAUCGCUGGAAAAUGGCGGCGAUUUGUCAGCAUCUGUCGAGCAGAACAAAUGCAAAGUAGUUUCACAACCGAAACCGGAAGAAAACUACAAACCGAAUCCAAGAGGAGACUUUUCUGUUGGAUCCUUGUUGCUGUGGCAAUUUCACGCAUUGCGGCGGGAUGAUGACGGCAGGCGCUAAUCAGGCCGCCCCCAGCCACGCCCCCCAGUUAUUUCGCUCACAUUUUUUCAAAUAAGUCCCCCGGAUAGGGGACAGUGAAGAGAAGAGAAAGCGAAAGUGUAGGGGCCGAGACGCUCGCAAGUGAAAUAUUAUGGCAACUUUUCAAAUGGAAAUGCGCCAGCAGCAGCAGCAGCAACGAACGAAUUUAAAGCAACGAGCCACGGCAGCGACAACGGCAACGGCAAUAUCCAAAGCCAGGCAACAACGACAGCAACGGGAGCAAGAGCACUCCAACCCACCAGAAAUCAGCACAGAUUGCACAAGGCUCUCGCCGAGUAGCAGCAACCCCGCGGGAGGCGACUGCAAUACCAAAAUCAGCCCACUCACCAGCCAUUCCUCCAUCGGAAUCAGCAGCAGAGGCCCCAUCAGCGGUACUGGCUGCAACAUUGGCAUCCCCGCGGACCGCAGGAGCUGCCAAAGGGGACUGAUAAUGCUCAGCAUGCUUGUGGUUCUCAUCGCCUUGAUAUCCGGCAAUGGAGUGCAAGCCGCCCAGCGGGACUCGUACAAAUCGAAGGAUAUGAGCAGUAGUAAUAAUGCCAUUCCCAGUGGCGCAGGAUCUAGUGCUGGCGAAAACGAAGUCACAGGUCCCGCUGGUGUCGCCGGAAGCGGAAGCAGCAACAACAGCAGCGGAAAUAACAGAAAUGGCCAGGCUACAGUCUCGGAAUCCUCCAGCUCCAUGACAACCGACGCCAGCCGGAGUACUGCGGGCAGCUCCACCACCAUCAUGGGCAUCCCGAGCAGCAGCCUUCACAAGGCCAGCAGCCAGGCCAGCAGCAACUCCUUCGCCUCCCAGCUGGCCACCGGAAUCAGUCGCAACAGCAUCGAACUGGAGGAGGCCCGCAAUGCAGGUCCCUACUUCGACAAGGCCUUCUCCAAGAACGUCACCGCCCUGCUGGGCAAGACGGCCUACUUGAACUGUCGCGUCAAGAAUCUGGGCAACAAAACGAUGUUGCUUCAGGUGUCGUGGGUGCGACAUCGGGACAUACACUUGCUAACAGUUGGCCGAUACACGUACACGUCAGAUCAGCGCUUUCGAGCCAUUCAUCAACCGCAAACCGAAGACUGGAUGCUGCAAAUCAAAUACCCGCAACAUCGCGAUUCUGGCAUCUACGAGUGCCAGGUAUCGACCACUCCCCACAUGAGUCACUACAUUCAUCUGAAUGUUGUUGAGCCGUCAACGGAAAUUAUCGGAGCCCCCGAUUUGUAUAUAGAAAGCGGUUCCACCAUAAAUCUCACCUGUGUCAUACUGAACUCGCCAGAGCCACCGGCCUAUAUCUUCUGGAAUCAUAAUAAUGCUUAUCCGUCUCAUCCGCAGAUUAUCAACUAUGAUUCGCCGCGCGGAGGAGUCUCGGUGGUCACCAAUAAGGGCGAUACGACCACAUCGUUCCUCUUAAUUAAGUCGGCUCGUCCUUCGGAUUCGGGGCAUUAUCAGUGUAAUCCAUCAAAUGCAAAGCCCAAAAGCGUCACGGUACAUGUGCUCAAUGGUGUUUCCCAUUCCGUUUCCAGGGGAGUUCCCAGCAGCAAUGCAGCACGCGGCACGAGUUCAUCCUCACCCCUCGCCCACUCGCUGUCUCUUUGUGUACCUGUUUGUGUGCUUCUGCAGCUGGGCGCUUGCCGGUGGCUGGCAGCACUGCUGGGCGCAGCCCUCGGCCACCCGCCAGCACCCCAACGCUCCAGCUCCAGUCCGACCGGAGGCAAGGAGACGCCGGGAGGGGCAGGAACUAGAGCGCCAGGACAUGCGCCACUCACCGGCGACAUGCGACAUUUCCUCGAGUGCGUUUUGAGAUGGCAAUGGCGUUGGGGCUGGUGUUGGUGUUGGCGCUGGAAGAGGCAUUGGAUGAGUACACAGGAGCAGCUCGUGCAGCAUCAGCCACAUCUGCCACAUCAACUGAAACUACAAUCAAGACAGGAGGCGGCAACGUGUAGGCAGCUUUUCGAGGCGGACAUAAGGUGAGCGCAUGUCCUCCCAACCCUCUGAAGGCCACUCUAAACUCUACAACACAACUGUAACUAUAAUAACUUUAAAGUAUACAUAACAUAAUUCUAUUGGCUAUUGCGUUUUUCUAUGAAUCAGCGACGUAUACGUAAUAUUUAGCACAAAAACGUGAAAGAAGAAUACAUCUAAAUAACUAUAGUUGAAACUAAAAUCAAGCCAAGUUGUCGCCUUUUUAUGUACGACUUUGUAUCAUACAAUGAAGCUAUCUAAGUCCUUGGUUCACCUGAAUUGGAAAUUGUGUAAAUAGGCUGCAUAGCAUACCUAGAGGCGCUUUUUCAAUCGACUCUCCUUCAGCAUUCGAAAUUGUUCAUAGUGACUAGCUAAACACUAGCUGAAAGCCCCCCUUCUAAAGUAGAGAGACUCAAACACUGCUCAACACAGCAUCAAAGACGAGGAAAACAAAAAGAAAAGAUAAAUAUUUUCUAGCAAAUAUCAAAACAGGAAACGCUUCUCGACUGCCACUUUGUGACUGCUCCCCUCGAAGGCAAUGCGAAAACCCUCAUUUGCAUUUUGUGAAAUCCUAAUAGACAGAUAAAUGUUUAACCGAAAGGCAAUUAGCAAACGCAAACUAAAAAAUAUUCCACUUCAACUACAGGCUAAAGCAAAAUAAAGAAAACCCAUAAAAUGAAAUACUAGAAAUUAAAUGGAAAAAAACUGUGUAAUAUAUAAAAGAAACGUAAACCUAAAAGAGGAAAUUUAGCUACAAGUUAAAGCAAAAUAAAGUAAAGGGAGGGUGGCACCGAGUUGUUUCCUACAACUCGUUGAGGAAAUUCUUCUUUUGGCUGCAUCUGAAUGGUUAGAAAAUAAGUCAUAAAGUAUGAUAUAUAAAGAGAAUCCCUCGAAUAAGUUGUUUCGUUUCGUUCUCGUGUAAUGUACAAAAUGAAUAAGAGUAAGUAUUACCCAACGUGCAGGGGAAAGGUUUGAAUUUAGGAUACAAUCGGCAUAGAUGGAAAUUGUUGCACAUUUCAUAAAUUUAUUUGUUGUUACUCAAUGCGAAAAGUUAGUCAAGUGUUAAAGGAACAAACUGAAAAUACAAACUAUCGAAGGAGCGAUGGCUCACAAGAAUUUAAUAUCUAACGAAAAGAUUAAAUUUCUAUGAUUGUUCUAAGGUUCCUCGGUCUAUUUUUCAUUCGUCCUUCGGACUAUUAUUAUUCAUUUUCCACUUCCCGUUUCACAUUUUGACCCUUUGGUUACGCCGUUCUGAAACUCAAAGCUUUUGUCUGACUAUUUUAGCCAUCACUCCAAACUUUUGCCAUAGAGCACAUAAAACUAUCCGUAAACAUAAAAGGCAAAUAAAAUCCAAACGUUACAGAAAAACAAAACAAAGCAUAUUGAUAGAAAUUAAAGUAAACGACAAAGUUUCAUUAAUCAAGCUAAGCAUUAAGCGAAAAUAAAACUAAACAAGGAUAACAGGCAGCAAAACUAUUUAAAUCCAUCAUGAGUAUUAAGAGGCUAGCCCAAACCCAAAUACCAACCCCAACCGGACAUACAUAUUUUCCAUAAGCUUUUUUCCAAUUACCAUGUAAAUUAUCAACAAAGCAAAUACACAUUCAAUUUAUAUUCAUAUAAAAUUUCAUGCAAAUAAUUCUCUGAAAUUGUCCAGGAUGAAAGUAUGGAAGAGGCGAAUUCAAAUUAGAAUUCCAAAUGUGUUUGAUGAGGCGUUUUAUGGUUAUUCGGUGUUUAUUGCAAAAAUGUUGUCAAACUGUUGACUCCCGUCGAUCACAUUCGCACAAAAAUUUCCUUUGUGUCCUGUGACACCUUAAUGUGGUUACACAUCACUCAGCUCGCUACAUUCUGUCUAAAUUUCCGACUUCACAGGCCAUUCCCAGCGGCUGUAAGUUCUUUAAUCUAAGCAAGUCAUUAAAUGAAAACUAAGAGACCGCGUAAAACUGAAGUAAAUACUGUAUAUGUAAAUGUGUAUUUAUAAAUUAUUAUAAAAGAAAAGCUAUAUAUAUUAAACAUAGUUUAUUUAACACACAAAAACACGAACCCCAAAACCCGAAAAUAAAAUCUACAGUGUUAUUAAGGCUAAACGAAAUCGUAACAUUUGAAAGUAACCUUCAAUUAAAUAUGAGCCACACAAGAUACGAUAAACCGAAAUAUAAAUUCCGAGCGAAACAUAAAUCUUUUAAAAGUGUAAGGAUAAAAAAACAAAAAUGUGAAAAAAACGAAUGAAUGAGAAACCUGCAAAUAAAAGACGAAAAAAAAAAUAAAUAAAAACUAAAAGAAACUAAAG